Molecule: messenger RNA, 3889 nt
Organism: Argiope bruennichi
Lineage: Eukaryota; Metazoa; Arthropoda; Arachnida; Araneae; Araneidae
Gene: Cbl
Product: E3 ubiquitin-protein ligase CBL-B-like
Exons: 12
Coding region: 151-2352 (733 amino acids)
Biological process (GO): negative regulation of epidermal growth factor-activated receptor activity; cell surface receptor signaling pathway
Cellular component (GO): membrane raft; plasma membrane
Molecular function (GO): calcium ion binding; phosphotyrosine residue binding; SH3 domain binding
Source: RefSeq, a predicted model, not a curated record
CAGGUUUGACGCAAUUUAACUGUCUUUAGAUAAGCCAAAAAUAAAACUACUACUAUCGGUUCAUUGAUAUGUGCUCUCAGUAAAAUAGUGAAUGAAAGGAGGCGCAACUGAGGAAGUGGAGCAAAGAAGGGGGAAGGCAGGCUAAUCAAAAUGGCGGUUAGCAAUCGUGGUCGGAACAUACAGGCGAUGAAUAUAACAUCGCUGUUUAGCCGCCUACACGGUGCAUUUUCUGAAGCUAUGGCUACCCCGAAAUUCAUGAUUGAUCGUAGAACUAUUGAAAAAACUUGGAAACUAAUGGACAAAGUGGUAAAGUUGUGUCAACACCCGAAAAUGAACUUAAAAAACAGUCCUCCAUUCAUUUUGGAUAUACUUCCGGACACGUAUCAGCAUCUUCGCACGAUAUAUCAUAAACAUGAAGACAAAAUGCAUGUUUUGAAUGAAACGGAAUAUUUUCGAAUUUUCAUAGAUAAUCUGAACCGAAAGUGUAAACAAGCAAUUAAACUUUUUAAAGAAGGCAAAGAGAAAAUGUUUGACGAGUCGUCGCAUUAUCGACGGAAUCUUACCAAACUUAGUUUAGUUUUUAGUCAUAUGUUAUCAGAACUGAAAGCUAUUUAUCCCAGUGGUGUCUUUGCGGGAGAUAGCUUCAGAAUUACAAAAAGUGAUGCUGCUGAAUUUUGGAGAAAUUCUUUCGGAGAAAGUACUAUUGUUCCAUGGCGGGUCUUCAGACAAACAUUACAUCAAGUCCAUGCUAUUAGUUCUGGUUUAGAAGCCAUGGCAUUAAAGUCAACAAUAGAUUUAACUUGUAAUGAUUACAUAUCUAAUUUUGAAUUUGAUGUUUUUACUAGGCUCUUUCAACCUUGGUCUACUCUAUUAAGAAAUUGGAAUAUUUUAGCUGUGACACAUCCUGGUUAUGUAGCUUUCCUCACAUAUGACGAAGUAAAAGCUAGGUUACAAAAUUAUAUAAAUAAACCUGGAAGUUAUGUUUUUCGGCUCAGUUGUACGAGACUAGGCCAGUGGGCUAUAGGUUAUGUUACUAGUGAAGGAAACAUUUUACAGACAAUUCCUCAAAACAAAUCAUUGUGCCAAGCUCUUUUAGAUGGAUAUAGAGAAGGCUUUUAUUUGUAUCCUGAUGGGAGAAAUGUGAAUCCUGAUUUAAGUUGGGCUGUUCAGGCUACUCCAGAAGACCACAUCAAAGUCACUCAAGAACAAUAUGAACUUUACUGUGAAAUGGGUUCUACUUUUCAAUUAUGCAAAAUUUGUGCAGAAAAUGACAAAGAUAUCAGGAUUGAGCCUUGUGGUCAUCUUUUGUGCACACCUUGCUUAACUUCUUGGCAGGAUUCUGAAGGUCAGGGUUGUCCUUUCUGCCGUGCAGAAAUUAAAGGGACAGAACAAGUGAUAGUUGAUCCAUUUGAUCCUACAGGAAGAACGUUUAAACGUAGUGAUGGACAUCCUUCUCAUCUAGUUAAUUUGGUCGAUUUUGAUGAAGACGAAAAUUUUGAGGAUCCAAAUACAUGGACUUCAUGCCUUCAAGCCCUUGCAUUGUCUCCCCGUGCAGAUGUAUCUGAUGGUAGUAGAUCUAAUAGUCGUUCGCCUAUGGUGUCCCCAAAAGCAUCCCCACAAUCCUCUAGAAGACCGCCAAAUGCAGCACCUCCACCUGUUCCUCCAAGACAUGCUUCACCUACAGGUACACCAGGACAGUCACCUGGUUCUUCACCAAGGCAUUCUUGUGGAACUAAGGAAGAUUCUGGGAGUGGUUCAUCAUUUAUCUCUGUAUAUGUAUCCCCAUCUGGGUCACCUGAUGGAUCAGGUGUUAGUAUUUCCUAUUCUGAAAUAGCUCAUGGGAAAACGACAAGUAGCAGCUGUGGUACAUGGCCCAGGCCUUCUUCUGGAGGGACAGCUCCUGCCACUUUGUCUCCUCCAACCUCAUCUGUUGAACCUUCUCCUACAACCCCAGUCAGCCCAUCUGUACAUUAUGCAGAACUUGCUCAGAUACGUGAAGAAGUUCUAGAACCUAGUUAUGCUAAUACAGAAAUAACUUUAAAUAAUGCUGGAUCUCAAAACCCACGAGCAUCAGUUGAAGUUGGUUUACCAUCUUCUUCAUCCCCGCAACAAGUCCCUGUCCAUAUUUCUAAAGUAGAAAAAAGGCUUAUUAGAAUUGGAAAACCAUUAGAUGCAUUAGAAAAUAAAGAAAAUAAUCGAGUUAGUUAUGAAAAUUUACAUAUGGAUCACAUAGCUGCACUAAUUGCUGAAGGUUAUGCACAGAAUGAAGUCAUCCGAGCACUUGGCAUUGCAAGGAAUGACCUUCAGAUGGCAAGGGACAUAUUACAUGAAUUUGUCACAAAAAGAAAGUGAGAGCUUUCAACGAAUUGAAUAGGUGUUAAUUUUGAAACUCUAGUCAGGACUAAUCAAGUAAAACACCCAUUGAAAGCAAAGCAAAGUAAAUGGAAAAAGUUUACUGUGAAUUUAGGAUUAAAAAAUUUUAAUACUUAAAAUAUUGCUCAAAAGUGUUGAGGAGAAUAAUGGGGUUCAGGACAAAUAUGAGCAGUGCAUCUAUUAAAUAACUACUGAAAAUUUUACACAUUUUAAAAAUUCGCUCAGUAUAGAAUGAGGGAUUAUAUAUGCCACUUAUAUAUAUUCUGGUCAGGUACAAAAUGACUUCUCUGUGGCUCACUGCUGAACUGAACCAGGAGAUGCAAUUGGCUGGCCAGUUGCAAUAAAAUGUACCUGAUAAUGUUGCAUGCAGUGAGUUGGGACUUUUGGGGAACAGACUCCCUCUGUAUGCUCUCUAAUCAAUCAACACAUAUGCAGAAUCAAACUAUACAUUUCUUAAAUCCAUUUGUAUUUAAUAUUAUUUAUAAAAUUUGUCUUCUGGACUGAAAAGUCUGCCAUAUUGCUUAGGAUAUGUUUUUGGAGUGAGUGAUGUGUUAGUCAAAUGAAAUCAAGAGUCCUAUUAAGUCUUGUGAUUGCCUAUUUGGUGAUGACAAACAAUAAAAAAAAUGGUAUUGUAGAAUAUUUUUGUAUGCUGACAAAUUUUCAGACCCUGGUAAUGUUUUUUGUGAAUUACAAGAAGGACCUUAGGAAAUAUUUAAAAUUUACUAUGUUUCUCUGGCAGUUUUAUUACUGCGUUAAAAGCUAUGCAAUGACAUAUUUGUUUUUGAUUCCUUUUGUAUUUUUUUAAAGUGCCACAAUUUAUAACUUGUCAUGCACUGAGGGAUAAAAUCGGAUUUUCUUUUUAUAUCUGUGAUGUUUUGUGGAGAAUGAUGUAUAUGCACAGCAAGAAAUUGCAAAACAUAGCAAACGAUGCAAUAUUGUGAAUAAUUAUGCUGGUAAUGUCUAUUUGACCAUAGAAUUAUUAAAUUGUUUAAUAUGGGUGUAUUAUCAUUGUGUUUGUGUGCUGUAAUGUUAAAUGUUGUAAAGAAAUUAUUUUCUUAAAGAUAAAAAAUAACUAACAGUUUUAUAAUUUAAAUCUUGUUUUGUAUAUUGCUUUCUUUUGUCAAAGGUUUUAUGAAUGUAUCUAUCUGUUGCAGUGUGUGUAUUAUUUAUUAUAUUAUUACUUGUCAGCAAUCAAAAAUUUAAGGCUUUUGCAGCUUUAAUAUUUUUAAUCCUUUACUAUAAAAUAACUAUCAUAAUUUUAAAGCAGAGCUUUACUUUCAAAUGUAUGUUGUAGAAACACUUUUUGUGAUAUAUUUAGGUUCUGCUUUAAUGCUUUUUAUGUGUUACUUUUUGUAUGAAAUGCUUCUUCAAAACAAUAUUUGUUAUUCAGAAUUUAUUAACAGUGGAAAUAUUUUUAUAUCCAUUAUGUAUUUAUAAAUCAUUUCACAAUUCGGGAAGGCCAUAAGAGUAUAAGAAAUAUUCUUUAAAUUUUAAUUUUAAUUCGAUUUUAGUUUUC